Molecule: messenger RNA, 1980 nt
Organism: Diorhabda sublineata
Lineage: Eukaryota; Metazoa; Arthropoda; Insecta; Coleoptera; Chrysomelidae
Gene: MFS16
Product: glucose-6-phosphate exchanger SLC37A2
Exons: 12
Coding region: 225-1910 (561 amino acids)
Biological process (GO): transmembrane transport
Cellular component (GO): membrane
Molecular function (GO): transmembrane transporter activity
Source: RefSeq, a predicted model, not a curated record
UGUUUUCCUUCCAUAACCCUAUUUUUUUUCUAUGAUGUCAUCAGUUCAAAGUAGAAUCUGUUAUCUCUUGGUACAGGAAAAUUAGUAGAUUAGUACAGAGAAAAAUUUUGCGAAAUAUUUAUUUUAGUUUAGAUUAUUUGUUUUAUACAGUAUUAAUUAAUUGAUAUACACAAAAACAUGUUUGUAAAGUGUACUUCAUAGGUGUGUGUGGUUAUUUCAUAUUUAUGCUUUGUAUUUUUGGCUACAGGUUAAGAUACAACAAAAAAAUUAAAAUGAGCUUUGGUUCGGAUGUUCCUUGGGGCAUUAGAUUUAUACAGAGAUUUGCUGAUAUUUGCUGUCCUAGGUUUUAUUUCAACAGGGAAUUAUGUUAUCGAGGGAGCAUCGUAUUUUUAACUUAUAUAUCUUACAUGUGCUAUCAUUUAUCAAGAAAACCCAUUUCAGUUGUGAAAACAGUGUUACAUAGAAACUGCAGUAAGCUAGUACCUCCGGAUUCAAAUGAACCCAGUAAUUGGUGCGAUUGGGCACCAUUCGAUGGUACUGAUGACAGUGCCUCACAGAUGCUAGGCGAGUUGGAUUCCUCCUUUCUUUUUUGUUAUGCUAUUGCUAUGUUCGUUUCCGGUAUUAUAGCUGAGAGGGUGAAUAUAAGGUAUUUUCUCAGCAUUGGUAUGAUAUUGUCAGGCGUUUUUACAUACUUAUUAGGAUUCGCCAAAACUUAUAAUAUACAUAAUCUCUUUUAUUAUGUCAUCGUUCAAGGCAUGGGAGGGAUAUUUCAAACUACAGGAUGGCCUGGAGUAGUAACAGUUAUGAGCAAUUGGUUUGGAAAAAGUAAAAGGGGGUUAAUAUUCGGUUUGUGGAAUUCGCACACUUGUAUAGGAAAUAUUUUGGGUACUGCAAUAGCAGCGGAAUAUGUGGAAAAAGAUUGGGCGUUAUCAUUCAUGAUGCCGGGACUUUACAUUGGAAUUGUUGGUUUCGUUGUGUUUUUGUUUUUGGUUGUUAAUCCGAAUGAUGUAGGAUGUGCUUCUCCUGAUAGGGGUGUGGAGAUUCGACCGAAAAGAAACAGCCGGUUGGAAAGUGGGAUAGUUAACGAUUCUUCUGGUUUUGAUUCAGACGUAGAUGAUACUGAAAUUAUUAUAGGAGAACAUGAUAUCCUUACUCGUUCGCGUCAUUCAGCCACAGAUUCCUUAGAAGUUCAACGUAGGGCGACAGAAAAUUCGCUCUUACUACCUAGAUCGAAUUCUGAUUCGAUUCAAGUAGAACAAGAAGCCAUCGGAUUUAUAAAUGCAUUUCGUAUACCGGGUGUUGUAGAAUUUUCAUUAGCUUUGUUUUUUUCAAAGCUAGUUAGCUAUACGUUUUUAUAUUGGCUUCCUUUGUACCUGAACGCAUCUACAUCGAUGGGUGCAACGGACAGUGCAAAUUUCUCCAUAUUAUUCGACGUCGGUGGUAUAAUCGGAGGCAUAAUUGCUGGAUAUGCCACCGAUAAAACAGACAUGCCGGCAGCCACUUGUUCGCUAAUGUUAAUUUUAGCAGCUCCUAUGAUGUUUAUCUAUGAAAAAAUUAGUGUUGUACAUCUAGGACUGAACAUGAUUUUGUUAGUAACAGUUGGAGUGUUAGUAAACGGUCCCUACGCCCUUAUAACAACGGCAGUAGCUGCCGAAUUAGGUACACACCAUUCGUUAGAAGGAAACGCUAAAGCCAUGGCUACUGUUACGGCCAUUAUUGAUGGUACUGGAUCUAUCGGUGCUGCUGUGGGUCCUCUAAUGGCGGGAUUCAUCAAGAGCUACGGUUGGCAAAACGUAUUUUUCAUGUUGAUGGUAUCGGAUAUAUGUGCGUUGUUCCUUCUGGUCAGAUUAGUUAGAAGGGAAAUCGUAAAAUUGAGGAAUUCUCGAAGAACUGCCAUACGUAUUGAAUGAUAUCGAAAUUUUAGGUAUAUAAUUGAAUGUUAUCCACUUGAACGUUUCAAAUUGUAUCUAGUUACCACAA